This is a messenger RNA of Schistocerca cancellata (South American locust), 768 nucleotides long. Its product is annotated as cuticle collagen 34-like. The transcript is spliced from 2 exons. The coding region runs from base 1 to 768 and encodes 255 amino acids. NCBI's taxonomy places the organism in Eukaryota, Metazoa, Arthropoda, Insecta, Orthoptera, Acrididae. The record is from RefSeq and is a predicted model, not a curated record.
AUGCAUCUGGUCUGUGCAGGAGUGCCCGGUGCCCCAGCUGCCCCCGGUGCCCCAGGCGCCCCUGGAAGACCAGGCACCCCCGGCAGACCUGGCACCCCCGGUGCAUCAGGUGUCCCCGGCCUUGGCAUACCAGGUGUGCCCGGCACACCAGGUUUGCCCGGUGCACCAGGUGUCCCUGGCCUUGGCACACCAGGUGUGCCCGGCACACCAGGUGUGCCCGGUACACCAGGUACCCCCGGCACACCAGGCACCCCCGGCUCCCCGGGUAUCCCUGGCAUCCCUGGCACGCCAGGCUCCCCUGGCUCUCCAGGUGCCCCCGGUGCGCCUGGCAGCCCCGGCAGCCCCGGCACCCCUGGGACACCAGGUGCCCCCGGCACACCUGGCACCCCUGGUACACCAGGUGCUCCUGGUGGCCCCGGUGCACUGGGUGCCCCACCUCCGCCGCCUCCACCACCACCGCCGCCACCAAACGUGGCCACAUCUCCGCAGUCAUUCCCUGUCGGCACACGGGUUCACUUUGCUGACAACCUGGGCCAGUUCACACAAGGGUACGCGGAGAAGAAGGGCGCUGUGGUGACUGAGCACGGCAGGCUGGUGCCGGUGAACAAUGGCUGGGAGGCGGUGCUGGUGAAGGAGGGCUCCUACACCUAUACCAGCCCCGAGGGCAAGCAGGUGUCGCUGAGCUACGUGGCCGACGAGACGGGCUUCCACCCCGUGGGAGACCACCUGCCCGUGCCGCCCACGCCCGUCACGCCCUCCUUCGUCUAG